Megachile rotundata (alfalfa leafcutting bee) is the source of this 510-nucleotide messenger RNA. Its product is annotated as cysteine-rich DPF motif domain-containing protein 1. The record is from RefSeq and is a predicted model, not a curated record. NCBI's taxonomy places the organism in Eukaryota, Metazoa, Arthropoda, Insecta, Hymenoptera, Megachilidae.
GUUUCCUGCAAGGAUUGAUUACAAAUGAUAUGAAGCAUUUUGAAGAAGGAGCAGCUAAUUUAUAUGCAUUAUUUUUAAAUAUUAAGGGAUGGAAUCCGUCGCUAGUACAUCUGCAGAUGAUCGUCGUACUAGUGAAUAUGACCUGAGUAUAACUUCUGCGGUUCAAGGAUCAAAACAAACUACGGUGGGAAUAUUUACAUGUUCUUAUUGUGCAUUACAAGAACGUUAUGAUUUCAAAGGCACUAAACCCCCGUUUGCACGCCAGUUGACUUACUUGGAAGAGUGCUACCUUAUGAAAGAUCCCUUUAGUUUACCAAACAAAGGCGAAGUUUUAGUGCUAGGUGCUGAUUGUAAUUUUUGUACAAAGCCUGUAUGUUUAGGAUGUAGUAUAUAUUUUGGAAAACGAUUUUGUUUGGAAUGCGCAUCAAAUAAUAUGCAUAAUUUACCAACACAAUUACAAACAAAAAUAAAAAGUUUAAUAAAGAACGUGAACUCAUAAAAAUAGUAUUU